Actinia tenebrosa (Australian red waratah sea anemone) is the source of this 1854-nucleotide messenger RNA. RefSeq names its product mitochondrial substrate carrier family protein ucpB-like. NCBI's taxonomy places the organism in Eukaryota, Metazoa, Cnidaria, Anthozoa, Actiniaria, Actiniidae. The record is from RefSeq and is a predicted model, not a curated record. Gene Ontology annotation, biological process: transmembrane transport.
AUUGGACAAUCUACUAAUUUCUUCUCUUUGAUUGGAUCAAAUUCUUCUUCAAAUAUUCCCAUUGGGUGGGAGGAGGGUGAUUGACACAUGACGGUCAUGAUGGUCGCAAAAUGUAAAUUUUAGAUAUUUUCGUCACGCGAAAUGAAAGUUUGAAGAAACUUUAUUCUUUUGUUUUAUUUUUAAUCUCCUUUCGUGUUAGAAAAUAACCUCCGUAGCGACCCAUAUAGAUUUGACUUGCUUUCUGUUCUUAGACUCCUUAUAUUUUUGAAAAUUUAUUAAAAUAUUUAGCUGUUGCGUGGCCAAAGGCAACCCAAGCCCGAUAAGAAGUUAAUGUAAUAUAAAACUACAAAGUUUGAAAAAAGUUUUACACUCAUGUAUGAUUAUAUUGAUGAUUUUCCAUAAUUUUUCUUGCCGCGUGACUCAAAAAUAGGUUAUUGCGUUACUAACAAAAUCACGCGCGCAUUCAUUAUUUAUGCAUAUCUGAAAGCGAUAUAACGCCAGUAAACAGAGUAGCUACACAUUCAGCUUAUAAUUUCACGAACUACGCGCUAAUUUCACUAAGAAAAAUGUCUAUAAAUAGGAAGAAGUCGGAAAAUCUAACAAGAUUUGCGCUUAGUGGGCUAUCGAACAUGUGUGGAGCCACAACAACAAAUCCAAUUGAUGUCAUCAAAAUCCGCAUGCAGUUGGACAACGAGCUUGGAGCUCGACAUGGGAGUAAAAACAUUUUCAAAAAUCGUUACUACAAUGGUUUUAAUCUGAAUGGGGGAAUACGGAUUCUUAAGGAAGAGGGCGUGCGUGGAUUAUAUAAGGGGCUUUUCCCUUCUUUAUUGCGCGAGUCAUCCUACAGUACGAUACGUCUUGGUGCUUACGAGCCUCUGAAGGUUGCCCUUGGUGCCACUGAUCCUGCCCAUACUCCACUGUGGAAGAAAAUCACCUCUGGUGCUAUAUCUGGUACCAUCGGAAGCGCAAUCGCUACCCCAACUGAUUUAGUAAAAGUAAGAUUUCAAGCUGUAGGCCCUGGUAAAGAAUCAAGAUAUCGAAAUACGUUCCAUGCGUUUGCAACGAUUUUAAGACAAGAGGGUGUACGGGGAUUAUGGACGGGCGUUGGUCCUACUGUUCAGCGUGCUGCUAUAUUAACAGCAACGCAGAUUCCUUCAUACGAUCAUACCAAACAUACCUUGAUUAAUAAUCACAUUAUGAAAGAAGGUCCACCACUUCAUGUGGUGUCGUCGUUCACGGCUGGUUUUGUUACUGCGUGCACGACCUCUCCUGUCGAUGUGGUGAAAACACGUGUCAUGAACCAAGCAAAAGAUAACUUGGGGCGACCAACUGUUUAUAAGAAUUCACUUGACUGUAUCUUGAAGAUCAUGAAACACGAAGGUGUCUUUGGACUUUAUAAAGGGUUCAUACCGAAUUGGAUGAGGAUAGGACCGCACACUGUAGUGACGUUUUUUGUUUUUGAACAGCUGAGAAAAUUUGUAGGAAUGCGCCCCGUAUAGCGCGGAUUUCAUUCAUUUAUAAUUUUUUCAAUAUAUUUAACUUUUGUUUGUUCCGAUUAUAUUUAAGAGUAAUUCGAUUCUUGCGCAAACCGCGUCAUGCAGGGCAGRGAAAUCUCACUCCUUCAGAAAAAUAACGGGAUUUGCUGUGCAUUUUAUUAGUUCAAUUUAAAAGACACUAAUCUUAUAACGCCAUCCUCAUUUAUAAGCUAUCAAAAGAUAUCUCUCCAGAAGGGGUGGGUAGAAGAGUUUAGGUGAGCGACAGAGUAUUGAAUGGCUGUUUCAGCUGAAAAUGGUGCAAUGCAAUGUAAAUAUAAGACCAUGUACAUACUAAAAUGACUAAUGUAUUAAAAGCUAA